AUGGCGAGUGCUAAGGACGAUACCCUUGAUGCCACAGCACCGUUGCUCGAAGGCCCUCGCCGUGAUAAUACCAGUCCAUCAGGCCCGGGAAACGAAGCUGGUGCAGCCGUUAGCGUUGACCCGUCUGCUACAAGCACAGCAACCUGGUUUAUUUGGGCGUUGACCUUCGCCGCCGGUAUCAGCGGCUUCUUGUUCGGAUAUGAGUAUGUCCAAGCAUCCAGCCCCUUAGGAGGUGUACUGGGCGAUAAAACUGGCCGCAAGCCUGCAAUAAUCGUCUCCGGUGUCUUAUUCAUUAUCGGGUCUCUAUGGCAGGGCAUCACUUCCACCGUUUGGGGGAUGAUAUCCGGCCGGAGUUUGGUAGGACUGGCCAUAGGCAUGUCAAGUUUGAUAACACCACUCCAGCCCGGAGGCUGGAGAUGGAUGGUUGGUCUUGGUUCUUCACCUGGUAUCAUACAACUUUUGAUACUUGCUUUUCUCCCCGAGACUCCAAGGUGGCUUGUUCGCGCCAACCGGGUGAAUGAAGCUCGCCAGAUCAUGCGAAGAGUCUACGGUGACACCAAGCAGAGUAACCAGGUUGUUGAACAUAUUCUUCGAGACAUCAAGCAGGAAGUACUACAUGCCUCGGCUGAGACAGACACUCGGCCAGGUAACUCUACUAGAGCCAGCUCUGCAUCCACCACACCAAGGCUAUGGUUGCAGAAAGUUAAAAGAACAUACACUGAGCUCUUCACUAUCGGCUGCCACCGCCGUGCACUCAUCAUAGCAUGUACACUCCAGGGUCUCCAGCAGCUCUGCGGCUUCAAUUCACUCAUGUACUUCGCGGCAACAAUAUUCAAGUCUCUCUCCUUCUCCUCGCCAACCCUCACGUCACUCUCUGUCGCAGGAACAAAUUUCGUCUUCACGUUUCUCGCCUAUGCGCUCAUUGACCGUAUCGGCCGUCGUCGUAUACUGCUAUACUCAAUUCCGGUCAUGGUUGUAUCACUCGUCAUCUGCGCCAUUGCAUUCCCAUCAACAUCUCUCGGUGAUGGGGGUGCCUCCGGAACGCCAGCUCCGAAAAACUCCCAGGCCGCUAUCAUACUGCUCUGUCUCACGACAUACACUGCAUCUUACGCUUCCGGAUUAGGCAAUGUACCAUGGCAGCAGUCGGAACUCUUCCCCCUUAGCGUGCGAAGCCUUGGCUCUGCCUUAGCAACGGGUACAAACUGGGGAUCUAACUUCAUCAUUGGCUUGACUUUCCUACCAAUGAUGCGAUGGAUGGGAGCCGGGUGGACUUUUUUCCUAUAUGCCCUUAUCUGUGCCAUUGGAUGGGUGGGCAUAUGGAGGAUUUAUCCCGAAAUGACAGGGUUAGGUCUCGAGGAUGUCAGAGGCUUGCUUGACCAAGGUUGGGGUGUAGAGCAGAGUUGGCAGAUAUUUGUAGCGAGGAGUAAAUUUUCUACUGAUACAUAG
Messenger RNA from Trichophyton benhamiae CBS 112371, 1446 nucleotides. RefSeq names its product MFS myo-inositol transporter, putative. The transcript has 3 exons. Gene Ontology annotation, biological process: transmembrane transport. Gene Ontology annotation, molecular function: myo-inositol:proton symporter activity. Gene Ontology annotation, cellular component: membrane. Lineage: Eukaryota; Fungi; Ascomycota; Eurotiomycetes; Onygenales; Arthrodermataceae. The record is from RefSeq and is a predicted model, not a curated record. The coding region runs from base 1 to 1446 and encodes 481 amino acids.